AUGCCGCUGUCACCCACCAUCGUCGUUGUUGCCACCCACCUCCAUCCCUGCCAUCCACCAUCGUCGUUGUUACCUUCGAUCACCGCCACCACCCACCUUCGAUCAUCGCCGCCACCAUUGCCGCUUCCACCUCCGAUCAACGCCACCGUCGCCACCCACCUCCACCAUCGCUGUCAAUUACCACCAAAACCCACUGCCACAACCGCUAACCACCUUCCACCACCAUCGCCACCGCUACCACCUCUAACCACCGCCGCCACCCACCUUCGCCGUCACCCACCACUUCCACCGCUGUCACCACCCGUCGCCGUCUCCACCCACCGCCACCACUACAACUGCCACCUAUCACCACCUACCAUCGCCGCCCAUCAUUGA
Messenger RNA from Helianthus annuus (common sunflower), 375 nucleotides. RefSeq names its product formin-like protein 14. Bases 1 to 375 code for a protein of 124 amino acids. NCBI's taxonomy places the organism in Eukaryota, Viridiplantae, Streptophyta, Magnoliopsida, Asterales, Asteraceae. The transcript has a single exon. The record is from RefSeq and is a predicted model, not a curated record.